AUGCUUUUUGGAACCAAACCCUGUAAAGGUAAUUUUUCCUCUGAUUCUCUCUAGAAAUUCUCUGCUUCAUAAAUAACAAUUUUAUUUUCGUGAUUUUGAUAUUUCGUUUCUUUCAUAUGAGAAAAAAUUAGAUUUCGUUUAGGAAGUGUUAAAUAAAAACUCAACAAACAACACAAUGGCCAGUAAGUUUCGAAUCUAAAGAAGAAAAACAAAGAACUUUUUUUGUCUUAUGAAAAUUUCACGUGGUGUUUUUCAGGAAACGCAAAAUCGAAUGCUCAAAAGGAAACAUCGUCAACCAAGGCGACGACCGCAAAUGCGCCAGUGAACAACCACAACGAAAAAGGCGCCAAGAAAACGCCAACACACGCGAGAAAAUCGGCAGCGAGACAAGAAGAAAACAGAUCGAAUCAACAACGAGGAUUCUUCAGUAGAGGUGAAUUUAGGCUAACUAACAGAGAAUGAUGUGGUCACGGUCUUGUACAAAGUAGAUUUAGAGAGAGAGAGAGGCAAAACCUUCGAGAAUAAUCCGAAAAAAACGCUCCGAAAAAUUUUCAAUUCAAAAAUAUUUGUUUACCACUCUUGGGUCUCGAAGUGAAAAGGCGGAUGUUCUAGAUUUCUUUCGCUCACUGUAGCAUUGUAGCCCCUAGGGAUCUAUUUUGGGGUGGAGCCUGUUUGUUAUCAAUUUAUUUAUUCUUUGCUCAAUCACAAUUAGGCUGACGUGUCCUUACUAUUAAAUUUGAUAAUAAAAUAAAAAUAAACAAUUAUCUGUUUAUUUUCAAAGUUCUAGAAAUAUUCCUAAAAUGUCCAAAGGUUAUUGUUUUCCACAAAUUUCCCCAAGCCUCUCCUAAAUUAUAUUCAAAUUUCCAGUUAUUCGCGCGAUUUUCCUUCUCGCCUAUUAUUCUGCGUUCGCCGUUUUGGGUGCUGCAACAGUUUCCAUUUUAUUCAACUGCAGUUCUGGAGGAACCGAAAUUGCUGGAUCCAAGCCACUUUGCGCUGAUCUCACCAAAUUGUCCCAAUUCCAAAAAACCAUCUCCUCGAUUCUUCAACAAUGUUGUUAAUACUUAUGGCGUUGUUUUGAGAGGAUACAGGUUGGUUUUUUUUUCGAAAUAUAUUUACCAUAAGUUUUGUUUGUUGCAGAAGACAGGCGAAUUCAGUGAUCAACCCAGUUUCGAAAACUAUUCAAGCUCAAUGGAAAGAAUUCGGAAAAUCCAAGUUUGGAGCUCAUGUUCAACAAUAUGUCUACAAAGUUCACGCUUUUGUUGCCGAAAAACUUAUCAUUGCUCAAACUUUUGUUUCGAAGAAGAUUAAUGAAGUUAUCACUUGGUAUAACAAUGGAGGAGAUAAACAAGUUGCUGAGAUUUUGGAACCAGUCAAAACUGUUCUUUUGAUUAUCGUUGAAGUUGUUCGGGAUGUUGCUCUUCAUGUUUACGGUUAGCUUUUUUAAAUUUUAUUUCGAGUCUUUUUUUCAAACAUAAUUAUUCUCAGAAGGUAUUGUUUAUGUUGCUGGACGUGCUCAACAAUUCGUUCAUAUUUGGUUGGAGAAAGGAUUCCAAGCUGCGCUCAAAACAUUGAACUAG
Caenorhabditis angaria is the source of this 1577-nucleotide messenger RNA. The record is from the annotation of a GenBank genome assembly. Lineage: Eukaryota; Metazoa; Nematoda; Chromadorea; Rhabditida; Rhabditidae.